Gordionus sp. m RMFG-2023 is the source of this 1188-nucleotide messenger RNA. Its product is annotated as beta-1,4-galactosyltransferase 7-like. NCBI's taxonomy places the organism in Eukaryota, Metazoa, Nematomorpha, Gordioida, Chordodea, Parachordodidae. Gene Ontology annotation, molecular function: xylosylprotein 4-beta-galactosyltransferase activity. The transcript is spliced from 6 exons. The record is from RefSeq and is a predicted model, not a curated record. The coding region runs from base 4 to 882 and encodes 292 amino acids. Gene Ontology annotation, biological process: proteoglycan biosynthetic process; carbohydrate metabolic process. Gene Ontology annotation, cellular component: Golgi apparatus.
UUUAUGCGAAAAUUAAGAAAAAUAAAAUUGCUAGCAACAUAUGGUUUUUUUUUUGUAAUAUUUAUUAUAUCCAUAAAUAAGCUACAGAAUGAUUUUGCACAAAAUUAUACUAAAGAGAAUUUUAUCUACAAAUUUGACAAAUCAUAUACUAAAAAUGGGCAUAGGCUAGCAAUUGUUGUUCCUUACAGAGACCGAUUAGAAGAAUUAAAUAUGUUUGUACCUCACAUGUCUAAGUUUUUAUUAUCAAAAAAUUUGGAUUUCAAAAUAUUCAUUGUGAAUCAAAUUGAUUCCUAUAGGUUUAACAGGGCUACAUUAAUAAAUAUUGGAUUUGCCUUAAGUAAGUUAGAAAACUUUGAUUAUUUGGCAAUGCAUGAUAUAGAUUUGUUACCAUUAAAUCAGGCUAUUAAUUAUUCUUAUCCUUCUCCCAGUGAAGUUUUACAUUUAACUCCCAGUGGAAUACAUCCAAGAUAUAAUUAUCCAACAUUUAUUGGGGGAAUAUUAUUAAUAUCACACAUUCUAUAUCAACAAGUAAAUGGCAUGUCCAAUAGAUAUUGGGGAUGGGGUCUUGAAGAUGAUGAAUUUUAUAUUAGAUUAAAGGAAAAAAAUAUAAAAGUACUUAACCCGCAAAAUAUAACGACUGGCAAAAAAACAUUUUUACAUAACCACGACAAAAAUGCUAGACCAAGGGAUAUGCGCAUGUCCUCUAAGCAAUACGAAAUAUCGAAAAAGCGGGAUCACCUGACUGGUCUCAACAACUUACCUGGCCUUUACACCGUUGUAUCGAGAGAAACACUAUACGUCGACAAAUAUCCAUACGAAAUGAUCGAAGUGGUUUUGUACUGCGACGAAUACAAAACGCCUUGGUGUAAAUCCUCUUCUUGAAAAAAAUAAAUAAUGUUGCAAGAAUUGUUAUAAAGAAAAUCCUUUAUUUAUUUAUUUUUUUAAAAAUACUAAUCUUUAGAUUUUUGUUAUAUAAAGAAAUAUUUUUUUUAGUGGAACCAUGAAUAUUACAAUGCAUUUUUUUUAAAACGUUUAUAAUAUAUGUGAAGGAUUAUGAUGAUAUUUUAUAUGAAUUAUAUUUUUAUUUUUUUUUAAACGUUGGGUUCCAAAAUUAAUACCGAAUCAAUGAUUAAGAUGAUUUUUAAAUUUUAUUUAUUCGGGGGAUGUUUUUUUUAUCAGAUACUAAAA